UGUGGCGUGUUGUGAGCCUUCUUUGGCUACUGGCUUACCACUUGUCUCUAUUGUGCGUGUAUCUUGCGAAUAGAAGGCCGGCUGGCUCUCUGCCGGGCUGCCGGCUUGGGGGGGACGAAGAGGUGAGAAGAAAUUGAAGGCAAAACGCCAACAAGCAAGAUCAUCUCGGUCAACGCCACAAGAGCAAGAUGGCCGACAUCGCAUUCAGAAGCUUGGGGAAGAUCAUCGAGGCCGCGCUCAAGAUCAAGGAGGCCGUGGAGACGGUGAAGCAUAACGACAGGGAGUGCCGCGAGAUCGAGAGGUGCGUGGCGCGAGUCAGCGCUCUCCUCGAGCGGCUUGAACAGACGACGGAGACGAUGAAGGAUCCCGCCAUGAGCGGCCCGCUCGAGGAUCUGGCUGAGAGUGUCGAGAAGGCCCUCGAGCUCGUCAGCGAGUGCCAGCAGCAGAGGCACACCUUCACCGUCCUCCGUCUCUGGUCGGCUAGCAACAUGGCCAGGGAGCUGCGCCAGGUGCAGGAAGACAUCGUGAGGAAACUGCAGCUGGGAACCUUCGCCCAUGUCACCAUUCUGCUGACGAUCAACAUUCAGUAUGCUGGUGCCCGUCGGUCGACCCCGCAUCCGCAGGAUGCAGGAGCUGGGAAGGUCUCGCAUGAUGGUCAUUCAACUGGUGAUGCAAGUCAUCCUCCACCAAUGAGAAUCAACUGCGCACUUGCUUGCACUAGCAGACCUGGAGCAGUGAGGAGCGAGAAAGAUAAGCCCAUGGUAGCAACAGUAAGCAGUGAGCUGCUGCCUGAUCCCUUGCCUGCAGGUGCUACGCAGUUCAGUUUAUCUCAAUUGAAGGCCGCUACAAAUGACUUUUCAGGUGACAAUGUGGUUGGAAGUGGUGGCUUUAGUGUCGUCUACAAGGGUGUAUUGCGCAACGGACUAGAUGUUGCAAUCAAGAAAUUGUUAAUCUCUGAUGAUUUUCCAGAGAGGCGCGUGCAUCAUGAGCUUAAUGUUGGUGCAAAGCUUCAGCACAAAAACAUAGUUAAACUUCUGGGAUAUUGCUUCGAUAACAAAGAGGACGAAAGGCUAUACCUUUUGGUCCAAGAAUACAUGCCCAAUGGGAGCUUGGGAAGGGUUAUUAAUGAUGUUUUGUUUUUUGCAGCCUCUCGACUUGAUUGGCCCUCCUGUUUCAAGAUAAUUCAGGGGAUAGCACAGGGCCUACAUUACCUACAUGAGCAACACGUUCUCUAUAUGGAUUUGAAACCAGCCAACAUCCUCUUUGAUUCAAAAAUGAAUCCUGUGAUCAUUGAUUUUGGAUUAUCUAUAGUCCUUGAUGAUGAUGAUGAUGAGAUCACUUGUGAUUCCAUAGCAGGCACAAUGGGAUAUAUUGCUCCAGAAAAAAUUACAGGAGCUAAGAUAUCGAUGAAGUCUGAUGUGUUCUCUUUUGGAGUUAUCCUCAUUGAGAUCAUUACCGGGAGGAGAGUUACACCUUCCUGUGAUCUACCGGCUUUGAGUUCAAUUGAGAUGAUCAGGGCAAUGAAAGGGUUAUUUGAUCCGGCACAGGUUAAGGACUCUCAGGUAAUGGAGAUAAACAAGUGCAUGAAGCUAGGAUUGAUGUGCACGGAGUGGGAUCCGAUUGAUCGGCCUACCAUGGCCGAGGCACUGGAAUUGCUAGAAUAAGUUGCCAGCCCCAUAGAACCACAUAUCCGGUCAGACAGAUCAAAACUGCUGUGCUGCACCGACCGUGGAUGUGGCAAUAAUUAAUUUGCUCCUAAAUUGCUUUCACUUUUGUGGCAUUCACUAAUAAGGAUUAUAGAAUACGUAUACUAGUCCAUCAACCAUCCUCCCACACAUGCUACAAGACUUAGUUUACAUAACUACUAAUCAAAAUUAUUUACUUUUUGCUCUCUCUAACAAAAUACCUGUAUAGAUACCAUGUAAUCUUUAUCCGAUUGUGGAUAAACUUAUAGAUUGCUCUAUAUGUUAA
Molecule: messenger RNA, 1971 nt
Organism: Setaria italica (foxtail millet)
Lineage: Eukaryota; Viridiplantae; Streptophyta; Magnoliopsida; Poales; Poaceae
Product: cysteine-rich receptor-like protein kinase 45
Exons: 10
Coding region: 189-1664 (491 amino acids)
Biological process (GO): cell surface receptor signaling pathway; protein phosphorylation
Molecular function (GO): ATP binding; protein kinase activity
Source: RefSeq, a predicted model, not a curated record